Messenger RNA from Lucilia cuprina (Australian sheep blowfly), 904 nucleotides. Its product is annotated as V-type proton ATPase subunit D 1. Gene Ontology annotation, molecular function: proton-transporting ATPase activity, rotational mechanism. NCBI's taxonomy places the organism in Eukaryota, Metazoa, Arthropoda, Insecta, Diptera, Calliphoridae. The transcript has 4 exons. Gene Ontology annotation, cellular component: proton-transporting V-type ATPase complex. The record is from RefSeq and is a predicted model, not a curated record. The coding region runs from base 145 to 885 and encodes 246 amino acids.
AAGACAAUUGUCAGCUGACCCUGUACAUUUUAGAGAUUUUCUUUCGUACGCAGCCAAAUUUUUUGCGUGUAAAAGAAAAAAAGGAAAUUUUUCAAGCAAAAAAAAUAUUUUUUAAGGAAAUUUCUAAAAAACAACUAAAAGAAAAUGUCGGGCAAGGAUAGAUUACCAAUUUUCCCCUCCAGAGGUGCUCAAAUGUUAAUGAAGGGUCGUCUGGCUGGUGCCCAAAAAGGUCAUGGUUUGUUAAAGAAAAAAGCUGAUGCCUUGCAAAUGCGUUUCCGUAUGAUUUUGGGUAAAAUUAUUGAGACCAAAACUCUUAUGGGCGAAAUUAUGAAAGAGGCUGCCUUUUCCUUGGCUGAAGCUAAAUUCACAACUGGCGAUUUCAAUCAAGUUGUUUUGCAAAAUGUCACCAAGGCUCAAAUUAAGAUACGUACCAAGAAAGAUAACGUAGCUGGUGUUACCCUGCCUGUAUUCGAAUCGUAUCAGGAUGGUUCUGAUACCUAUGAAUUGGCCGGUUUGGCUCGUGGUGGUCAACAAUUGGCUAAAUUGAAGAAGAAUUAUCAAAGUGCUGUCAAACUUUUGGUAGAGUUGGCUUCUUUGCAAACAUCUUUUGUUACCUUGGAUGAGGUCAUUAAGAUUACCAACAGAAGAGUCAACGCCAUUGAACAUGUUAUCAUUCCCCGUAUUGAUCGUACUUUGGCUUACAUUAUCUCCGAAUUGGAUGAAUUGGAACGUGAAGAAUUCUAUCGUCUAAAGAAGAUUCAAGAUAAGAAACGUGAGGCACGUCAAAAGUCCGAAGCCAAGAAGGCUGAUCUUUUAAAACAAGGCAUUGAUGUACGUGAGGUAUCCAACAUUUUGGAUGAGGGUGAUGAUGAUGUUCUUUUCUAAGAACAUUAAAAAUUAAAAA